AUGGUUGGUAAAAGUAGAAAGAAACGGAAUAGCAAAGACUCGACGUCCAGUAAUGCGGGCAGCGGCGACGGAGAGGAGAAGAAGAAGAAAGAAGGUGGUGGAAAAAAGAAAGGCGGUCUCGGGAAAUCUAUUGGCUGUGACAUCUUCAACGACGCAGCCAUGGAAAACGCCUACUAUGUGUGCCACAACGUGCAGGAUGUGCUGAAGUCCCGGGGAUUUGCCUGGCCCGAUGGACAGAAGAAGAAAAAGAAGGGAAAGCGUUAA
Messenger RNA from Scaptodrosophila lebanonensis, 264 nucleotides. RefSeq names its product small lysine-rich protein 1. The record is from RefSeq and is a predicted model, not a curated record. Lineage: Eukaryota; Metazoa; Arthropoda; Insecta; Diptera; Drosophilidae. The transcript has 2 exons. The coding region runs from base 1 to 264 and encodes 87 amino acids.